AGCAGUUGCUUAUCGGUCUUGCGAGCGGAAGCUUUCACUGAAAAAAACGAGCGAAAAAUAAUUCUAUCUACAGGCCUUCCAGCCUGUUGGUAUAACACGACCAUCAGUGUUCGAGCGGUUAAUCAACAUUUUGGGUGCAUUGUAGUGUCAGAAAAAAGGAGAGUAAAAUGGAUCGGAACUCACCCGUUUACUCGAAUUACGAGGAUUUGCGAGCCUCAGAGCUGCCCUCGGUAUCCCACUCCCAUGCGGUGAACAUUAUCAGAUCAGAUCAAACACCAGAGCAUACAGAUCUUCAUACAAAUGCCAAACGUUCUGCUCCGCCAGAAUAUCGUGGAUUCAAGACGUCUGAGAACGAUCCGUUGGGCUGCAUGGAAUGGAUAGUGACAAUGCUCUCAGUACUGUUCUUCAUUGUGACUUGUCCGAUAUCAGUGUUCAUAUGCCUGAAGGUUGUGGCGGAAUAUGAGCGUGCAAUUAUUUUUCGGCUGGGACGAUUGUGCGGCGGUGCUCGUGGUCCGGGCAUGUUCUUUGUACUACCCUGCAUCGAUCAAUAUCGCAAAGUGGAUUUGCGUACGGUUACAUUCAAUGUGCCGCAGCAGGAAAUGCUGACAAAGGACUCGGUGACGGUGACAGUAGACGCAGUUGUCUAUUACCGCAUUAAUGAUCCAUUGUAUGCCAUCGUGCGCGUUGAAGACUAUAGCACCUCCACUCGUCUGCUGGCUGCCACAACGCUGCGCAAUAUUGUGGGCACACGCAAUCUCACCGAGCUACUGACCGAGCGCGAGACCCUGGCCCAUAACAUGCAAUUGACUCUGGAUGAGGCCACUGAGCCCUGGGGCGUCAUGGUUGAACGUGUCGAAAUCAAGGAUGUGUCGCUGCCCGUCUCCAUGCAGCGCGCGAUGGCCGCUGAAGCGGAGGCAUCACGCGAUGCCCGCGCCAAGGUGAUUGCCGCCGAAGGCGAAAAGAAGUCAGCAACUGCCCUCAAGGAAGCCUCCGAUGUCAUAUCCUCUAGUCCAUCCGCUUUACAGCUUCGUUAUCUGCAAACGCUGAGCAGCAUUUCAGCGGAGAAGAACUCAACUAUUGUUUUCCCACUGCCCAUGGAGCUGCUGACCCCGUAUCUGGCAAAGUAUAUGCCGAUGAUGCAGUUGCCAGCAAAGCCACCGCAGCAACCAUCAGAUAUGCUGAACGAACAACAAGCAACUUAUCCUCAACAAACAAUUCUCUAAUUAAUCUAUAUAUAAAUAUCUAUAAAUAUAUACAUACAAGCAAAUGUUUUCAAGAAUUUUCAACAAAGUAUAAAGUUUCGAUGCGAGAGAUUGCUUGAGCCUUCCUCUUCUGACCACAUAACACACGCACACCCACACCCACUCAAACACAAGAGUCGUGCAAAUAUGGAUAUGACUUUUAAAUACUUAAGAUGAAAUGAACCCUAUGUAGGACUCUGACAAAGUGAUUGUUUAACGUGUGUCUUAUCAAUUAAUAGACAACGUGAUCAUCAUUCGAAAGGAUGUUCCGGUUUUCAAUGGAAUACACAAUUGCGCACGUAGAAAGCCUAAGGAUGUGAAACACUUGAAGGCCUUACGUCCAUUAAAAUGCGCUAAACACAUUUUGUUAUCAGCAUAUAAAAUUUAUGGGUUUUUCUCUUUGUGUGUUUUUUUUCAACGAACUAAU
Drosophila hydei is the source of this 1668-nucleotide messenger RNA. RefSeq names its product band 7 protein AGAP004871 (gene Mec2). The transcript is spliced from 4 exons. Gene Ontology annotation, cellular component: plasma membrane. The record is from RefSeq and is a predicted model, not a curated record. The coding region runs from base 168 to 1223 and encodes 351 amino acids. NCBI's taxonomy places the organism in Eukaryota, Metazoa, Arthropoda, Insecta, Diptera, Drosophilidae.